GUCCACCUUCACACUUGUACAACUAGACCCUAGACAGCACCCAGACACUGCUGCAUCGCAGCAGCCCUUCACGCCGCCCAACAUGUCCCUCCCCAUGCACCUCCGUGCAUACACGGAGAAGACAAAGGACGAGCUCAACCGCGAGUUCUUCAACGUUCCGACCCCCGACCAGCUGCCCGCGCCGUCAGAACCGCCCCAGGUCGUCAAGCCCGCCAGAGGCACGCGCACCCCCGUCGGGAGCGCGGCCGGCCUCCAGAGCAUGGACAUCAACGCCGUGCUGUCGGUCGAGGGCAAGGAGGAGGUCUAUGCUGGCAAGCUCUCCCUCCUCCCCCCGUUCCUCUGCUUCAUCUCAAACGACCGUAGAUCGUGCCGGUGUACACUCCCGCUGUACACCAUCCGUCGUGUCGAGAGGUUAAACUCGCGUGCCGGUGUCUUUGCCCUUUCGCUGGCGACGUGGCAUGGCCUGAGGAUCAUCCUCCAGUUGACCUCGCUCCUGCCCACUGCCGAGCACUUUGCGAUUCUGCUCCGCGAUGCGCUCAAGUCGCAGCUCGGUGAGAUGAAGGCGCUCAAGGCGUUCACCCCUUCCCUUUACUCCGAGUACCUCCUCAACCCGAAUAGUGAGAGUGACGCGCUCGGCUCCCUGAUCGAGGUCGACGGCCACGAGCUUGGCGAGGGCGACCUCCGAGGGCCUGGUGGUGAGGGCCGCGGCAAGUACGAGCGCGGUCUUGGUGAGAUCUUCGGUUUCCCGGGUGACGCGCGCAAGAUGCGUGAGAGGAGUAAGAUGAAGCUCUGGCGCGAGUACUUUAUCGUCCAUGGACGUAACAUGACGCUUCUCCGAUAUCCACCAUUCCAGCGUCUGCUGCAGGUCGGUCUCCCGUCGAGACUGCGAGGAGAGCUGUGGGAGGUCAUGUCGGGCUCGAUUUACCUUCGCUUCGCCAACCCCAAGACGUACCAGCUCCUGCUGUCCGAGAACGCCGGCAAGAGCUCGCAGUCAACGGACGAGAUCGAGAAGGACCUGAAUCGUUCGCUCCCAGAGUACAAGGCUUAUCAAGCCGAGGAGGGCCUCGCGCGUCUCCGUCGCGUCCUCGUCGCGUACUCGUUCCGAAACCCCGAACUCGGCUACUGCCAGGCGCUCAACAUUGUCGUUGCCGGUCUCCUCAUCUACAUGUCUGAGGAGCAGGCAUUCUGGCUACUUGAGGUUCUGUGCGACCGGAUACUGCCCGGCUACUACUCGCCGUCGAUGGAGGGCACAUUACUCGACCAGCGUGUCUUCGAGUCACUCGUCAAGAGAUGCCUGCCCAUCAUCCACGACCACUUCAAGGCCGUCGACGUGCAGAUCUCGGUCGCGUCGCUCCCCUGGUUCCUCUCCCUCUACAUCAACUCCCUUCCCCUCAUCUUUGCUUUCCGCAUCGUCGACUGUGUCCUCGCCAUGGGCGCAAAGGUGCUGUUCCAGAUCGGCCUUGCCAUCCUCAAGAUCAAUGGCGAGGCUCUCCUCGAGGUCACCGACGACGGCAUGUUCAUCAACCUCAUGCGCAACUACUUCUCUACCAUUGGCGAGUCUGCCCACCCCAACCACCCCGACCCUCGCGUUCGCAACAUCACCAACUUCCAGGAGCUCUUGGUUGUCGCCUUCCGCGAGUUCAACGUCAUCACUGACGAAACGAUCGUCACUGAGCGCAGGCGACUUAGGGCCAUCAUUGCCGACGAGAUUGAAAAGUUCUCCAAGCGUGCGGCGGUCCGCAACCUCAAGAACGUCGGGCGCUUCUCCAAGGAGUCGGUCGGUAUCAUCUACGACCAUUACUUUGCUGCCGUGUGCUCGGCCGAGGCGAGCGGCGCUGCGACACCCAUCCCCGUUCCUGGCCAGCUCGACCCUCCUCGUAUCGCUGUCGAUGCGCAGGGCCGCGUGGAAACCCGCAUCGACUUGCGCACGUUCAAGACCUUGCUCGCGGGCAUUGCGACGUGGGCCCGUGAGGAGACUGUGACCACCAACGCCUUCAUGCAGCGCACCGAGCGACGCGUUGCCGACCACGAAAUGAUUGACCGCCUGUUCUUCAACUGGGACUCGCAAAAGGUCGGAACGCUGUCGCUUCAGGAUGUCGUUAUGGGCCUCGACCGCGUCAUGUCGGCCGGUCUCAUGGAGUCGAUCGAGUGGUUCUUUGAGCUCCACGACAAGGACGGUGAUGGCUACCUGACAAAGGACGAGGUCAUUCGCCUGUCCGAGUCGCUCUUGUUCAUCUUCCGCAACGAGCCUGGAGACAUCUACCUCGCUGCCGUGUCGCGCUUCAUCUUAAAUGCCUACGAGUUUGGUGACGCGACAGCGCCCGAGUCGAGCCUGCCACCGCCCGAGAACCAGGUGCCUCACAAUGGCGACGAACAGACUGCAAGCCAGUCUCGUGAGCGCUCAGACUCGGCGGCUGGCCCGCACAACCUCCCGUACCUCAGCUUGGCCACAUUCCGCAUGGUCGUCCUGGCCGACGAGCUGCUGGAAAACUUCUUUGGCAACGACCUGGCUGCGUCGUUCAGACUGGAGGACGCAGAGCAGGAGGACUACCACCAGACACAUGCCAAGCCUGAUGGCUUGCUUGGUGGUCUCGUUAACCUUGUAGUGAACGAUGAGAACAAGAGCCGCUUCAACCGUCUCGCAGACGGUAUCGGCUCGGCAUUGGGCAAGCACGCAGAGUGGCGCAAGCCGUCACUGUCCAAGGCCGACCCGAACGCACCAGCACCCAUCGAGGUCCGGGCACGCGAGUCCUUGCUCACCCCCUCGCAAAAGAACCGCGACCGCAGCGCAUCACAGGCAUCACAGGCGUCGUUUGUCAGCAACAAGACGAGCGGCAGCUCGAGUACGGUCAACACGCUCAACACCGAGUCACGGGGCGGCUUGGCCGACGUCGAGGCACGGUAUCGCGAGGAGUCGGAGAUGGUUCGGGCCGCUCAAGAAGCGGUCAUGCACCGGCCCAACUUUGCCAUCGACGCUAUUGGCGACAGCGACGAUGAGGGCGAGACCCCAGAUGAUGAUGCUGGCGUCAUGGACGAGGUCGAGGCCUUCCUCAAGGAACAUGGCGGCGACGACGAUGGGGCCGUCAAGGGGGCUGAGAAAAAGGUGGCCAAGGAUCUUCUCAAGGCCGAGCCGAUGGGAGCCGGAGGUGCGGGCAGCUCCGCCAAGCGGACCACUGGAGACUUGGUCGAUUUGUAAGAUGGGAACAGUUAGAGUGAUCUUUUACGCGUCUGUAUGCACAAUCGUAAACAUUG
This is a messenger RNA of Vanrija pseudolonga, 3252 nucleotides long. RefSeq names its product Putative GTPase-activating protein. The transcript has 10 exons. Gene Ontology annotation, molecular function: calcium ion binding. NCBI's taxonomy places the organism in Eukaryota, Fungi, Basidiomycota, Tremellomycetes, Trichosporonales, Trichosporonaceae. The record is from RefSeq and is a predicted model, not a curated record. Bases 83 to 3196 code for a protein of 1037 amino acids.